Anarrhichthys ocellatus (wolf-eel) is the source of this 2711-nucleotide messenger RNA. RefSeq lists its product as uncharacterized. Gene Ontology annotation, molecular function: nucleic acid binding. The coding region runs from base 498 to 1655 and encodes 385 amino acids. NCBI's taxonomy places the organism in Eukaryota, Metazoa, Chordata, Actinopteri, Perciformes, Anarhichadidae. The record is from RefSeq and is a predicted model, not a curated record. Gene Ontology annotation, biological process: DNA integration. The transcript has 11 exons.
UCUAUAUUUGUACUGAAAUAUUUAGAUUUUUACAGGUGUACAAAUGUGUCCUACAAAUAAAAUAUAACUGACUGCCCUUCUAUCUUUUAUCCAUAAGGUAGCGCUGCAGGGCGUUCAUUUGCAAUUAAAUACGACACGAAGAAUAAACGUUGAUGCAACAGUUGCGUCAAGUUAGUAAUAUUUUUGGGUAGUAGCUGAAAAUAUGCAUUUCCGGUUUGUGUAUAAUUAACAAAUGCCGUUGAAUAUUCAACAACAGGGUUUUUAUACAAGAUGAGCAAACAUAUACUCUUGUAUACUGCCAAUUACGAUGUCAUUAUUGUCAGAUGUAUUAUUUGACUUUGUUAAUGCAAGUUUUCAAAUAUGUCAUGAGUUUAUUAUUUUGAAAAUUGGGACCGGAUGUUACGGUUGUAUUAUUGCUACCUUGAUUGGUCGCUCAAACAACUGUUGGCAACAAAAUCGGUUCGUUUGGACGCAAAUUAAACUAAAUUGUGUACUAAAUGGGAAGAUAUAAAUGUGCCUACGACUGCGAAAGCUCCAGCGAGCCAGACGAGAAGUAUUUUAAAUUUCCCGUCUACAAUCCCCGAAAGCUCAAGAAAUGGCUGAUCAACAUGAAGUUGAAGGACUGGACCCCGUCUCGCUUCUCUGUGCUGUGCGUCAAACAUUUCGAGGAGCAAUACAUCGACAGGACCGGCAAAUGUGUGAAACUUCGGGAAGAUGCAGUUCCCACCAUAUUUUUAUCCCCUGGCAAGACUCAGAAAAGAGAGGCUUCCAUCAACACAAGAAGUAAGAGAUUCAAGUCAGCUGGUGUUAAAGCCUCACAGACGAGUCCAGCUCCGUCUCCAACUAUCACUACUGCCACGGCAAAGAGAAGAGUCCGGAACAAAGAGCUCAGCCACACAGAGGAACAGCCUGCUGGGGACAAUGACCCAAAAAAGUCAAAUGACAAAUGGAGGAUUAUAGUAGAUGAAGGGCUGAUGAAGAUAGAGUCAUUUCCACACUUCUUCCACGGAGAUUACUGUUCACCACAGCAGGAUGUUCAGUGGGCUCCAGAUGAUGAUUUGAGUUGUUCACAGACGGACUGUGAGGAUCUUGAGAAGGUGAUAGAGGUGAAGGAGCCGUGGCAGUGGCUUGGUCUGGAUGUCAGAGGGCCGCUUCCCCAAACGCUGAAUGGACACAAGUACAUCCUGACAGUGACGGACUACUUCUCCAAGUGGGUGGAGGCUGUGCCGAUGCAGUCGUGCCUCCCUACGGAUGUCGCCAAGCACAUCGUCGACAUCAUCGCCCACUUUGGGUACCCGAUCAGGAUCCUCUCCAGACUGCCUCAUGACAUAGUCCACAAAAUCAACAGAGAGCUGAAAGAUCAGCUGAAGAUCACCGUCGCUCUGGUCGUCUAUCAUCAGCAGACGGGCACCGUGGAUCUGAUCACUCAGCAGCUGAUUGACAGGAUGGUAGGCGAUCUAAUAGAGGAGCAUGCAGCUGACUGGGACGUCUACCUGCCUGCCAAGGUGUUCAGUCUGUGUUUCAAAGAGCAUUCGAAGACGAUGGAGAGGCCCUUUUCAGUGCUCUGCUGUACGGGACUGCAGCCCGUCCAAUCCCCCAGAGGACUGAAUUUUGCUUAUUCCAAGAUCAGAGAGAGUGCCUUCGUGAUUAGAUAGAUAUCUGAAGUGUAUUUGGUGAGUUGAAUAUAUUUUUGUGUAUAUGUAAUAUAAUGUUCUACAUAUUUCUGGGAUCAUGGAAUAUCUGCAUUUUCUCGAGGUGUUUUUCAGAAAGAGAAAGUCAGUGAAUUUGAAAUCUCAAAGCAGUUUAAGAAAAUAUGGAGGAGUUUCACUUUAGUAUUUUUCGUUCAUGGAAAAGUGCUGUAGUUAUUCAGGCCACAGUGGGAAUGUGUCUCUACAUCAUCUUUCACUCUGUCAGUGACUCGCUGUCAUUUCAAAUCUGUUCAAUCUAAAUUAGGUUUUGACCUAUUUCUUGUCCAUCGGCUCAGUAGAAGGCCGUUUUCAUGCUUGUGUGCUAUUUUUGGAAAUCAUAUCAGAAUGCAACAUUGUAUUUAAAUAUGCUGAAAGAGCAUAACAAACGUAAUGCAUGUUUUUAAUGUCCAAAAGUUUAGAAAAGAGAUGUUUUGUGCUUGAACCUUAUGAGUCUGGUGGAUACAACAGUGUUAUGUUUUACUUCAGGAUUUAUUUGUAUUUUCAAGGCUGCUGUGACAGAUUUGUUUGUCUGUGUAUAAAAUGUAAAACAUGUAAAUAAACUUGCUUUCAAUAAGAAUUGUUUGAUGUAUGCGAGACGAAAAAUGUGACUACAAAUAUACUCCUGUGUAAUCAAUAUGCUCUCAAAAUGAAGGCAUUUGUCAGUAUUAGAUAUUGUCAGCACCAUGAUUUGAACUUAUAACUAUUUCAACGUGUUAACAUGAACAUAUGCAGUAUGUACAGUAGAGCAUCUGCAACAUAAGAAUCUCAUCUAUUACCUGCUCAGGCAAUCAGAAGUUAUGCAAAGAUAAAUUGGAGCCUCUUUGUUUACAGACUUCAGUGUUUUGGUUAAAAAAAAACAUCCACACAUUUUAAAUCUUUAGCAAACAAAUGUGUCAAACAACAACUGCUGAGUUUCAGAGGUCAUGUUUUCAAUAAGAACCUCCUAAAUCUAAAGAAUUGUUACAUUUUAAAAGAUUUUAGUUUUUUCAAAGAAAACUAUUUUAAAAAUGUAUUCGUUUUUAU